UGAAUGGCGACAAUUUCCAAGCGAGAAGUGAAAGCAGCUUGUGAUAAAUUUCUACAAGGGCCAGAAAAUGCGAAUGAAAUCGUCACGCUAUUAGAAGCCAGUGAGGCAAGCAACAGGCGUGUUGUUGCAAAUAGCGUCAAACAGUUGUUUCGAGCUUGUCAGCAUUUGAUGAAGAGUGAGGGAUAUGUGAAGCUGAGGGGAAAGCAGAGCUUGAAAGGAGGAGAGUCUGGUGAUCCAGAGACGGAGUAUUGUUUGUGGAUUCGAGAAAAAUAUCACGCUUGCUUGAAUCGUUUUUUGGAAUUGUUGUCACAUUCUUGUGAUCAUGUGAAGGAGCUGUCACUUGUCUCAUUCAUGAGACUCCUAAUAAUGGAAUCUACGAGCGCAUAUGAAGCUCUAUCUCAACCAUAUCACUUCUCAAUCUCAUCACUCGAACAACUUUCUGAGGCACUUCUCAACACGGACCAAGACAUGAAAGCAAUGAUUGCAAGAUUCUCUGAAUAUCUCGAAUACGACGACAUUAGACUAUACAUGAUGACAGCAGUUCGAAAUAUCAUAACUACAAAACUUGAUUGUCCAGAAGCUAAAGCCAGUGACAUUACAUCGAGUUUUGUUUUCCACACAUUUGAGUUUCUACGUCACGUACGAAUGCCAACGUCUACAGAUGAUAUUGGAAACUUUGUUGGUGGAAGUUUGGUUGGAGAAGGAGAGGCAGUGAGUGGAAGUGAGAAGAGGAGAAAACGAAAAGCAGCAAAAUCGAAAAUACCGCAAGCACGUGAUGUGACUGACUUAGUGUCUCAUCGGUUUGCUUUCAGUGAGCUGUGGCUCUCGUUUCUUCGUCUUCCUCUAAGCGAGAGCGUCUUCAAGCGAAUAUUGACAACAAUACACGAUGCAGUCAUCCCGCACAUGUUGGAUCCUAAGAAACUAAUGGACUUCCUCACAGACUCAUACAAUAUUGGUGGGGUAAUUAGUCUACUGGCUCUCAAUGGUCUUUUUCUUCUCAUCCAUCAGCAUAACCUUGAUUAUCCUGAUUUUUACACCAAACUGUAUGCAUUACUUGACUAUUCCAUUUUCCAUGUCAAGUAUUGCACUCGAUUUUUUCGCCUUCUUGAUCUGUUUCUCACAUCAACCCAUCUGCCUGCAUACUUAGUUGCUGCUUUUAUCAAGCGAAUAGGAAGACUGCUUCUAACGGCACCACCAGCAGGUAUUAUUAUGGCUAUUCCUUUCAUUUGUAAUUUGAUGAAGAGACAUCCCAGUUGUCAAGUGCUUAUACACAGAGAUGUAGAAGACUGUAAACCAAUGGAUAGCGAUCCAUUCAUCAUGGAAGAAGUCGAUCCUGCAAAAUCACACGCACUCGACAGUUCACUGUGGGAGCUUCAGGCAAUGAAGUCUCACUACCUUCCUGCAGUGUCAUCACUCGUGUCACUACUUGAGAAACCGUUAAACAAAGUGGAACACAACAUGGAGAAAUACAUGCACCAAAGUUAUAAGAAAUUGUUUGAAGACACUCUGUGUGGUGAUGGUGAGGAUGGCAGGGAAGUCGCUCUAUCAAGCGAACAACCAGAAUCGAUUGAAGAGAUUUUUUCAGUGGAAGACGGCGAACUUCUAUGGACAUGGUGACGUAAUUCAUUGAAAGUAUGAAACAUCAUUAAUUAAUUAAUGAAUAUUAUUAAUAAUUAAUCGAGUGUUUAGUUAAUGACACUGCAUACGUGUUAGUACAGUAGACUAGCCGUUUGAUCGAG
This is a messenger RNA of Corticium candelabrum, 1739 nucleotides long. RefSeq names its product nucleolar complex protein 4 homolog. The transcript is spliced from 13 exons. Gene Ontology annotation, cellular component: Noc4p-Nop14p complex; small-subunit processome; nucleolus. The record is from RefSeq and is a predicted model, not a curated record. The coding region runs from base 4 to 1617 and encodes 537 amino acids. Gene Ontology annotation, biological process: ribosome biogenesis. NCBI's taxonomy places the organism in Eukaryota, Metazoa, Porifera, Homoscleromorpha, Homosclerophorida, Plakinidae.